Messenger RNA from Seminavis robusta, 288 nucleotides. The record is from the annotation of a GenBank genome assembly. NCBI's taxonomy places the organism in Eukaryota, Bacillariophyta, Bacillariophyceae, Naviculales, Naviculaceae.
AUGGAGAUCCUCGCCCCGAGGAACCCGUAUUCAUCGCAGCGCAUCAGCUCUGCAAUUCUUUCUUUUUGCUUCGGGAAAUUUCUUAGCACUGCGCGGUUCUUCAUCUUCAUUAAACGUUUUCUCGGGGUUGGAAAGGAGAGUAAGAGAGAGCAGAAAGCAGCAGGUUCCGAGAGCUUUGUAGAGUUUGUUUUCGCCGCCAAGGCAACCGCAAACCGCAACAGUUUGAAUCGGGGGAUCGAUCCGAUCCGAUUGAUUCGAUCCGAUUCGAUUGUCCGAUCUGUUCGAUGA